AUGAUCAGCUCGGUGUGUGUUUCGUCUUAUCGCGGACGCAAGUCAGGCAACAAACCUCCCUCUAAAACAUGUCUGAAGGAAGAGAUGGCCAGGGGAGAAGACUCGGACAAAAUAAUCAUCAACGUCGGUGGCACGCGUCAUGAGACCUACAAAAGCACCCUUAGGACCUUACCGGGCACCCGCCUGGCCUGGUUGGCCGACCCAGACAACCAAGUAAAUCCAGACACGGACACGGGACAAAUAUCUACUAACGAAUUCUUUUUCGACCGACAUCCGGGCAUAUUCGCCUAUGUUUUAAACUACUACAGAACUGGCAAGCUUCAUUGUCCAGCAGAUGUAUGUGGCCCUCUAUUUGAGGAAGAGCUGGCAUUUUGGGGUAUAGAUGAAACCGACGUUGAGCCCUGUUGCUGGAUGACAUAUCGUCAGCACAGGGACGCAGAAGAAGCGCUCGAUAUCUUCGAACCACCGGAUCCAGAAGACACUGAUGAUGACCGCGAACUACCGCGACGCUUCGGCAUCGAAGAUGGCCCUGACCGGUCCAGGGGCUGCUUCGAAGUUUGGCAACCAAAGAUAUGGGCACUCUUUGAGGAUCCAUAUUCUUCGCGUGCUGCGAGGAUUAUUGCCUUCGUUUCCCUCUUCUUCAUUCUGGUGUCCAUCACCAACUUCUGCCUGGAGACACACGAGGCCUUCAAUGAACUCUGCAACCGUACUGAUGUGGUUACCGAGGGCAACACCACCAAGUACGUGUCCACUCUGGAGGUGGUGACCAAACCUGUGCUCACCUUGGUGGAAGGUGUCUGUGUGGUGUGGUUCACCUUUGAGUUCCUGGUGCGUAUCAUCUGCUGCCCAGACAAGCUGGUCUUCAUCCGGAACCUCCUGAACAUCAUUGACUUUGUGGCCAUUCUGCCCUUCUACCUGGAGUUGAGCUUGAGUGGUCUCUCUUCCAAGGCAGCCACAGAUGUGCUUGGCUUCCUGCGCGUUGUCCGUUUUGUCCGGAUCCUGAGGAUCUUCAAGCUGACCAGGCACUUUGUGGGGCUUCGCGUGCUUGGGCACACCUUACGGGCGAGCGUCAAUGAGUUCUGCCUCCUUAUCAUCUUCCUGGCCCUGGGUGUGCUCAUCUUCGCUACCAUGAUCUACUAUGCUGAACGCAUUGGCGCUGACCCAGCUGAUCCCCGCGGCAGUAACCACACCCACUUCAAGAACAUUCCCAUAAGCUUUUGGUGGGCAGUGGUCACCAUGACAACUCUCGGCUAUGGGGACAUGUACCCGCAGACGUGGCUUGGCAUGAUGGUGGGAGCCCUUUGCGCUUUGGCAGGGGUACUUACGAUCGCCAUGCCUGUGCCUGUCAUUGUGAACAAUUUUGGGAUGUACUACUCCCUGGCCAUGGCCAAGCAGAAGCUACCAAAAAAGAAGAAGAAACACAAUCCCAACCCAGAGAUGGCCAUGGGCUCAGCCUCAUAUGGGAAGUCAGAGAGCAGCUCGCCACGAGAUAGCACACAGAGUGACACAUGUCCCCUUGCAGUUGAGGAGAACAUUGGAAGGAACCGCUCAGAUUCAAAGCAGAACGGAGACGCUAACGUGGCCCUGUCGGAUGAGGACGGCUGCAGCCUGACUCAACCGCUCUCCCCCAGUGACAAGUGGUCCCUGCGCCGUACACGCAACCGGGACAAGAGCAUGAACGAGGCCACGUGCUUCCUGCUGACAUCUGGAGACUUUUCCUGCUCUGCUGACCCUACUGUUUGCUCAAAUAAAGAGAACUGUAAAGAUGCCCUAACAGCCACUGGCUUUGCCCAAGCAGAAGUCACCACUCUGACUUGA
This is a messenger RNA of Chanos chanos (milkfish), 1818 nucleotides long. It is a transcript of the gene kcnc4, whose product is annotated as potassium voltage-gated channel, Shaw-related subfamily, member 4. Lineage: Eukaryota; Metazoa; Chordata; Actinopteri; Gonorynchiformes; Chanidae. Gene Ontology annotation, cellular component: axon terminus; dendrite membrane; postsynaptic membrane. The transcript has 4 exons. Gene Ontology annotation, molecular function: protein binding; delayed rectifier potassium channel activity. The coding region runs from base 1 to 1818 and encodes 605 amino acids. Gene Ontology annotation, biological process: potassium ion transmembrane transport; protein homooligomerization; action potential. The record is from RefSeq and is a predicted model, not a curated record.